Molecule: messenger RNA, 6933 nt
Organism: Aedes albopictus (Asian tiger mosquito)
Lineage: Eukaryota; Metazoa; Arthropoda; Insecta; Diptera; Culicidae
Gene: Smg6
Product: telomerase-binding protein EST1A
Exons: 18
Coding region: 538-5685 (1715 amino acids)
Biological process (GO): nuclear-transcribed mRNA catabolic process, nonsense-mediated decay
Cellular component (GO): telomerase holoenzyme complex
Molecular function (GO): protein binding; telomerase RNA binding; telomeric repeat DNA binding
Source: RefSeq, a predicted model, not a curated record
UCCAUCAGGAGGCAACCAACAAACCAAAAGCGCCAGAAGAGCAAGAUUCGCGAUUCUCCCCACAAGAAGAGAAGACGUACCGUGCGUGCGUGUGGUGUGCAUUUUCGUUUCUAGAAGAAAAAGAAAAACAGCAGCCUCCUUCAGGGUUUUUGUUAUCGGUUUUUCGGUGUCGCGGGUUUGAAAAACGUGCGGUUUCGAUAUCGUCGCGCGCGGUUCCAUGUUCGUUUCGGGAAGUUUUCAACCGAGGGAGGCAUAAUCCAACGAUUUGGUGUGUUUUCGUUUCGGUGGAUUGGGUUCUUGGUGGCGCGGUAGGCGCUGCAUAUCCACAGCAACGACGACGACGACGACGACCACUUCCAAAACGAAGACGAUCAGGAGGAGCUAGCAUUUUUUCCGGAUCCGAGAAGAUUGCGGCGAUUAGCAGCGUUCGCCGGGUGUCGUCCGAUUAGCCUUGGUGCAUCAAGAACAGCAGCAGCAGUGCCCAAACCUGCCCCUACUAUUGCCGCCAGCUGACGGCAUCGACGUCGACGGACGACGAUGAAUAGUGCGCCGGCUUCGUCGGGCCGGGGUCGCGGAGGCAAACGCCAGCAACAGUCCCUCUACAGCCCCGGCAGUGGUCCGCUGCGGAAAUCGGAAAACUCCGGCAGCAAUCGGUCGCUGAAUUCGCUCGGCGGAGGCGACGGACCUGCUCCGAUGGGCCGCGAUCGAGACCGUGAUCGUGAUCGCGACUGGGGUCAGAGCGAUGGAUGGCGAUCGGUUAACACUAAGAAAGAAAGGAACAACAAAAAACACGACUACUACGAUCAGCCGCCGCAGCAGCAGCAACAGCGGCCGAGGAAUGAUGCGCCGCCUCCUGGCUUCCGGCAGGCUUCCGAACCGCGGGUCCUGUCCAGCAAUCCGCCUAACGUGAACUACAACCGGCCUCAGGAUCGCUUGCGCAACGAGCGGGACACCCGAAGUGUCGAACCGAACUUUGGGGGCCGCGGUGGCCCCAAGAAACCUCAGCUGCCUUUGAACAUCGAGAGCCUAGCGCCCCGGUUGCAACGCAAGAUCCUCCAAGAUCAUGGCCUUCCGCUGGACUACCUGGAAACCCAUCCGCCGCAGAGCUGGUCGCAUACGCUUCCCAUGUCACCUCGAUCGCGUCCGCCGGGAAUGCGAGGUGGCGGCCGGAAUCGCUACUCAGGGAACUACCAGCAGGGCGGCGGCGGUGGCGGAUACCAACAGGACUAUCGGGCUCGAACCCCCGUAGAUCUUCAGCGACCGCGUAGUCGAUCGUCGGACGUCGGAGGUGAUCAAGGCGGCGAUCUUCACCAGCAUCCGCAGCAGCAGGACUUUGAUAGGCCUCCGCGACCGAACAGUCGGAACUCCAGCUGCGAUCCGAACGAUCGGUGGAACAGCAACUACGGGCUUCCACCGCGGGACGCAGGAAACCGAGGCUACGGCGACGAUCACGUUUCCAUUGGUCCGCCGCCCGGAUUCCGGAAAGAUAGCAUUCGCAACCGACAGUACUCGGACGGAGGAAAGAUCGAUGAAGACGAUGGCAGGAAAUCUGUCGGAAAAUUGGACUGGGCUGACGACGUCGAGCGGGAAGCAAUGCAAGAGAAGACUGCCCUCAACAACAACGUCGGUCCGCACGCGGGCUCCGGCGGCAACAGGAACAGACGUCGACACCGGAGAAACGGAAAUCGGAAAAAGUUGAAGGGAACAACCAACAGCCGCUCCAGCCAGGACUUUUACGACGACCAAGGCUUCAAAGUGCCGUACGCACCGGCGGCCAAGGGAAGCGGCGGAAGCAGUGGCCGCAGCCGUCGUAACUCCCAGUCCUCCAACCUGAGCCGUGAGAACAGCAUGGAUCGAGCGGCGUACGGUCGUGGCGGUGGCGGUAAUCGUGGCGGAAAGCAUUUCGGAAACCGCGAGGGCAGUCAGGAUCGGUACUACGGCCACCACCGGAAAGGCGCCGGAGGCGGUGGAGAUCGGUACAGCACCAGCAGGGAUAACAGUAUGGAUCGUGGAAAUUGGCACCGGGGCGGCGGCGGCGGCGGCGGAGGGGAUGCCGGAAACUGGCGAGGCGUGGGCGACGGCGUUGAAAAAACGGAUAUCAAAAUUGCCGAAAUGACGAAGCAGUUCGAAGAGCAGAUCGGAAUCCAGAAAGGUCCGGGGGUGUUGGUACUUCCGCCGAAGAUCCCGGCGUCGGGAAGUGGCCCACGGGAGGAACAUCUCAGGGAUGAUCAUUCGGGAAAUUCACGGACAUUGUUCGAUCCCAAGAAUCCCAACAAACCGAUUAUGAUCACUCCCUCACAAACCCGGAACUAUAAUCCUCCGGAGAACCUAGACGAGCUAGGAUCGUCCUCUGAACGCAAGCGAAUAGCCAGCGGGAAUCAACUGAGCAGUGCACGCCCCCCUUGGUACGAUCACAGCGUCUCCCAAGCCAACCUCCUUCGAAACAAGGAUCUGGUCCGCCAAUUAGAAGCGGCCGAUAACCGCCUGCAAGAUCUACUCCUCAGCGGGAACCUCUUCCGGGAGUGGCACAUUUACGUCCAAAUCCGAUCCGACCUGCAGAAGCUCCUAGAAGCCUUCCUCCUGACGGAAAUGCGCUUCUCCCAGGACAUCAACAUCGAGCACCACUUCUGGAAGCUGCUCUACUACAACAUCAUCGAGCAGAUGCGGAAGCUCCUGGCGGAAGAUCCCGACCAGAACAACCGGGCUUACUACCGCGAAAAAGCCCUAGAAAUCAUCGAAAACGGAUCGCAGUUCUUCGAGCAGCUCCUCACCCUCCUCGAGGAAAAGUUCAACUUCAGUUUGGACAACUUUAUCGGACUGAAUGCGGCCACCAACACCAAGGGCCAGAAGUGCGGCCUGGCGUUGGUUUCCGCGCAGAAGAUCUUCCUCUUCCUGGGCGACCUAGCGCGGUACCGGGAGCAAGUCAACGAGGGCAACAACUUCCGCAAGGCCAAGCAGUGGUACGUGAAGGCGCAGCAGAUCAUGCCCAAGAAUGGCCGGCCGUACAACCAGCUGGCGCUGCUCUCCGUCUAUGCUAAACGCAAAAUUGACGCCGUCUACUUCUACAUGCGCAGUCUGAUGUCGUCCAAUCCGUUUGAAUCGGCUCGCGAAAGUCUUAUGGAUUUGUUCAACGAGACGAAGAAGAAGUACGAGAGCAGCCAGCGGAAGCGCGAGGAGAAGAACCGAGCGCGGCUCAAAGAGAAAGAGCACCGCUUCGAUGGCCACCUGCGGCGCGAAACGUGGAUCCAUCCGGAGGGUGGUUCCCGGGUGCACCGGACGGCGCCAUUGGAUCCGAUGGCCGGCCGAACCGGCGAUACCAGCGAGGAAGAGGAAGAGGAACUGCGCCAGCUGGAUUCCAUCGAGCUGAACAAGCGCUUUAUCGUGAGCUUCCUGCAUGUGCUGGGGAAGUUGAUCACCAAGACGGGCAUGGAGUCGUUUACGCCCUGUGCCAUCCAGAUGCUGCGGGAGUUUCGGGCGCUAAUUCAGCACUCGCCCAUUGCCGUCACCUCGCACCGGUUGCUGCAGCUGAUGUCGCUGAACAUGUUCGCCAUCGAGAUCACCAAGCUGAAAGACUCAACGAUCGCCCCUGGAGCGCGCUCCGAAGUGCAGGAAUGUGCUCUCUCGAUCGGACUGCUCAUGUUCGGUAUCAUCCUGCAGCGGUUCAUUCACGUGAUACAGAGCGCGUCGUGUAGUGAUAGCAGCAGCACCAGUAAUAGCCACAGCAGCACCAGUACUAGGAUCGGUUGUGCUGAUCCCGCCGGCACCACUGGCACCACUAGUGGGAACAACAAUGACACGAAUGAGUCACUGCUGCAGGCGAUCGCCAGCAAACAGAGUGCGAUCGCCGAGAACCUCAAGGAGCUUAGCUUGGUGGCCGGCACGAAAUCAACACCUCAGUCCGGGCACCACCGGGCAACAAAGGAUGGCAGGCUAAACGAUGGGAACGCCCUACCAACGGCAACGACGACGGCUCAGGUGGGGUCAUCAAACAGCGGCGGCGGCAGCAGCAGCAGCAGCAACUGCCAAGUCCGACAGAAAUUGGUGCUGCAGGAGGACGCCAAGGCGAUACUUCCCGCAAUUAAGGUGUGGUGCGACUGGAUGCUUUAUCACACCGGCACGUGGAAUCCGCCGCCCUUCUGCACAGACUACAAAAUUGGUGCUUCCACCGGCCACGACCCGUGGUCCGGACUGUCCAACCUCAUGACACUGCUGGCCCGGUUGGAUACCAACAAGGAGGUCCUCUCGGUGGAAUCGAAAGAAGAUUUCCUAGUCGUUCGACUCCAGGAGGACAUCACCCUGGCAGGGUUCACUCCGCUCAUGUCCGGAGGCCCGGAACCCGUCUUUACCCACAAGUCACAUGACAUGGAAGAGGCGCAGAACGAACUUCGAGUGCAGAAGCUGAUAUUCUUCGGAACGGGGCACCUGUGCACGUGUAAACCACCGGUGCUCCAGAAGGUCAUCAGCCAAUCCGGUGCGGAGGAGUUUAUCAGCAUAGUGCAGAACCGAAUAGAAGGGUCGAGCGAUUCGGAGAUCCUUCUGGAGAGUUUCAGCGAAGACGAGAGCGAAAGUCAAUCCCAGCAGCAGCAGCAACAACAACAACCACCACAAAACAGUAGUGGGAAAGAUCACGAGAAGGGGAAGAAGAAGCACCACAACAGUAAGGAGCAAGACAGCAACAAUCAAAACGACGAAAGCAAGAAAAACAACAACAACAAUAACACCUCCAGUAGUAAAUCCAGCGGGAAGAAGCGUAGAAAUAGCAGCAACAACAAUAAUAAUAAUAACAAUAAUAGCACCAACAGUACUAGCAAUAGUAAUAGUACAAAUACCAGUAGUAGUAACAACAACAACGCCUCCGGGGCUGCCGUCAGUACGAGUGGGGCUGCCAGUAGUGCGGAAGUGCAGGAAGUGGCCGGGAAGAGCAAUCAGGAGAUCCGAAAGCUGCUCCGUCGGAAGGACGAACUGGAGCGGAAGCAGAAGAUGCAGGAAAAGUACACCCAACGGUUACAGGACAUUCUAUCGCAGAGCACGAUCGCCUUGAUGAUCGAGGUUCGACCGCGAUCGCUGGUGCCCGAUACUAACUGCUUCGUAGACUACCUCGCCGACAUCGAGAGUAUCGCCCGAGCGCAUCCGCUCUAUCAGCUGAUGGUUCCUAUUGUUGUGAUCAACGAACUGGAGGGCCUGUCCAAGGGAAUCAAACCGGGCACGGUGGCGGCAACUGCGGCCAACGCUACCGCAGCCGGAGUCAUCACGUCCAAGCUAACGUCCAGCGUGUCGGUGUUCCCAACGGCGGCAGCGGCCAAAGCCUCAUCGGUCGACCGACGUUUCGACCCGCUGCACGCCGAAAAGGUAGCCGCUGCAUCCAAGCAAGCUCUGGACUUUAUCAGAAAGAAGAAUCCCGCCCUGAAAUGCGUAACCACGAAAGGAUCGAUACUCAACACGUCCACGUUCACCGCCGAGGAUGGCGACGACGUGCAAAUAUCCAACGAUGAUCGAAUUCUGAAAACUGCCUUAAACCUGUGCCGCGAGCACGCGGAGGAGAAACGAGGAGAGGUUCGUUACAUCAUCCGCGACGUGGUUCUCCUCACGACGGACCGGAACCUGCGGGUGAAAGCCCUGUCCAACGAUCUACCGGUACGGGAGCUACCGGACUUUAUCAAAUGGGCCGGGCUGGGGUCGGCUUAGAGGUAGGUAGGUAGGUAGGUAGUAGUUCCUCCACGCGAAAUUCUCCUCCGUCUCCACUACCCCGACACCCCCCAUCCAGCUGACCGCAUGAUGAUGAUUGAAAGAAAACGACUCUUAGCGCGAGAAAGCAAGAAAAGUACUAUUCUAACCGUGUUAGUUACAGACAUGAACAACAAAUCUUCAACUAAUCUAGUGAAAACAUUAAAGUUAUCUCGUUUGUUCAGUCGCUUUAGGUUCUCUUUUUUAUUACAAUUGAUUAAUUGUUUUAUAUACAUGAUAUACACUUAUUAUACUGUAAAGAUGAAACUCCGAUAGUGAAUAAUUAAAUAACGUUUUUUUUUUAUACAAGCCUGACUGUUCGAACUCGUCUUUCGAAGUAGACAUAUUUUUUCCUGUUUUUAUUUUUUACUCUUUUACUAAUUGUAUGUAUAAUGAUCAAUUUACCUUUAACUGUGUUUCAGUUUAGAUUUACUGUCUGCAAGAAAGUAUAACUUAUUAAAUAUGCUAAUAUGUUUAUAAAAAUACGUUCGUUCGUUCGUUGACUCUUGAGUAAAGGAAAACUGUGAGCGAAGGAGACGCACUGAGACGCAAGAAAGCAAAAAGGCUGGCAAAACCUUACCCCCGUUUUUUGACUGUUGUAGUUGUAAAUAUUUUAAAAUGAUUAAACUCUGGUGUGUAUCAGACACUGAACUCUUCCUUCCCUGGUUUUGUGCUGCACCCGCCGCGAGAGGGCAGCCGAGGGCCGACUUGAGAAAUAGACGAUGUUAAUUGAUGACUAUGUUAUAAACACAAAUUUGAUCAAAAUGAGCCGAGCAUUAGCGAAGUGACAAAUUGAGAUAAUUACAAAAGAAGCAGAAGACGAAUGAUGCGUAGCCCCCGACUACUGUACUGGUGGUGCGUAUCUCUCAGUAUAAUAGGGAAAAAUGUCAACAUUGAUUGACGAAUACAUUAGUUUUGAAUUUUUUGUUUUGUUUUUAAAUGAAUAUCAUAUUGUAGUAACAAAAAAAAACUAGACGCAACUUUAAGGCGAGGAGAAGCGAAAACGAGAACAGUUUACACUCAGACAAAAGAAAAACAAAAACAACCGUAGAUUAAGUGAGGCGAAUUUUGUUUUGCUCGAUAAGGAAAUGAAUCCAGAACCCAUGAUGGAAGAUGUUGAUCAUGAAGGUGAUGAAGAUGAUGACGAUUAUGAACACUAUCAGAAUAAAAAACAAAGGAUAUUUUUCAAAGACAGAACUGAGAGAACAA